UCCUGUUUCUCAUUUGGGAUAAACAGUGCUGGAGUGUUGAGUUCUGCAGUCUCAAGGAACAGUGAACCCCGGGCUGAUCUCAGGUCAGAAUCAAUCGGAUUUAUGUUAUUCAGGAGCUGGAUUUAAUCCGGGCGGUAGGUUUAAUGAUAAUAGGCUAAUAUCAACUGGAACCGGGCUAACUCAUUGAAGAUGGAGCUGAGGACAAAUCUGCUUGUCCUGUGUGUUGCGUUUUUUGGCCACUUCUCCGCAUCAUCUGAAUUUAAAGUGAUUAAUUUGUUAGCGUUAAAUGACGCUCAACAGACGGCUGCAGCUAUAGAGAAUUUAUCUGGAGCGCUGCAGACAGUGGGAGAUCUGUACAUCACUUCCACUUUCAUGCUGCCACCCAAACUCGGCGGGGUUUUGUUUGGCCUCUACAACAAGGAGGACAACAAGAAGUACCUGGAGAUUGCUGCCAUAGGCAAGAUCAAUAAAAUACUUGUUCGAUACUUGCGGUCUGAUGGAAAAGCCCAUUCUGUCAAUUUACAAAAUCCUCUCCUUGCUGAGGGACGCGCACAGUCACUCAUUCUCAGAGUGGGCGGCCUGAGAAGCAAUCACAUAAACCUUGAACUUUACGUAAACUGCCGAUUGGUUGACUCUGCUCAGGGUCUUCCUUCAUUUGUCGGCCUUCCAUCGAAAGCUGAAUCUGUGGACGUUCGCACCGGACAGAAGUCUUAUGCCAGAUUACAGGGCUCAGUGGAGUCUGUUAAACUGGCUCUUGGAGGAUCUCUGGCUACAGCUGGUCUUCUUAUUGACUGUCCAGUCCAAGGAGAUUCGGCUAUAAACAAUGCAGUAACCAGUGACAUAAACGCCAUCCUCGGUGAUCACACCAAAGCUCUGAUUGGACAGUUAGUCAUCUUUAAUCAGAUCAUGGGAGAGCUUCGAGAAGAUAUCAGAGAGCAGACUAAAGAGAUGUCUCUCAUCAGAAACACCAUCCUGGAAUGCCAAGUGUGUGGGUUUCAUGAGCCUCAGUCACGCUGUCAGCCGAACCCUUGCUACAGUGGCGUGACCUGCUUAGAGAUCAUGAUGUAUCCAGGGUAUCAGUGUGGUCCCUGUCCAGAGGGAAUGACUGGCAAUGGAACACACUGUCAGGACAUUGAUGAGUGCAUUGCUCAGCCCUGUUUCUCUGCAGACUUGUGUGUGAACACAGCUAAAGGUUUUACCUGUGAGAGAUGUCCAAAAGGAUUCACUGGUCCAACACUCAGGGGAGUGGGUUUGGAGUUUGCCAAGAGCCACAAGCAGGAGUGUGUUGACAUCGAUGAGUGCGUUGAUCACUCGGGUGAUUGUGUGCCCAAUUCAGACUGUAUCAAUACAGUGGGAUCGUUCAUGUGUGGUCAGUGUAAAGCAGGAUUUGUGGGUAAUCAAACCACGGGAUGUUUUGCGAGAAGGACGUGUGCUACCCUGGGCUUUGACCCCUGUGAUGUGAACGCACACUGUGUGAUGGGCCGCAACGGUGACAUUUCAUGUGUGUGUAAUGUUGGAUGGGCAGGUAAUGGAAAUACAUGUGGUCCAGAUUCUGACAUUGAUGGUUACCCUGAUGAGCCUCUACCAUGUAUUGACAAUGACAAACAUUGCAGAGUGGACAACUGUUUGAAUACACCGAACUCUGGGCAGGAGGACACAGAUGGAGAUGGCAUUGGCGAUCAGUGUGAUGACGAUGCAGAUGGAGAUGGAAUUAAAAACGUUGAGGACAACUGCCGUCUGGUGCCUAAUAAAGACCAGCAAAACUCGGACACAGACUCCUAUGGUGAUGCGUGUGAUAACUGUCCCAGCGUUCCCAACGGAGAUCAGCUUGACAGUGAUGGGAACGGCAAAGGAGACAUCUGUGACAAUGACAUUGAUGGAGAUGGAAUUCCUAAUGUGUUGGAUAACUGUCCAAAGAUGCCCAACCCCAUGCAGACAGACCGAGAUGGAGAUGGUGUGGGUGAUGCAUGUGACAGCUGUCCUGAGGUCAAUGACCCAUUGCAGUCAGAUAUGGACAAUGACUUAGUGGGAGACGUGUGUGAUACAAACAAGGAUAGGGAUGGUGAUGGAUAUCAAGACACAAGAGAUAACUGCCCUGAAGUGCCCAACAGCUCUCAGCUGGACUCAGAUAAUGACGGCAUCGGGGACGAAUGUGACGAUGAUGAUGAUAAUGAUGGAAUUCCAGAUGUCCUCCCCCCUGGCCCGGAUAACUGCAGACUUGUUCCCAACCCCAGCCAAAAAGACUCUGAUGCCAAUGGAGUUGGUGAUGCAUGCGAGACCGACUUUGACAACGAUAAGGUGAAAGACUUGUUGGAUGUGUGUCCUGAAAGUGCAGAGGUCACUAUGACAGACUUCAGGGCGUUUCAGACGGUCGUUCUCGACCCGGAGGGAGAUGCUCAGAUUGACCCCAACUGGGUGGUACUCAAUCAGGGAAUGGAGAUUGUGCAGACCAUGAACAGUGACCCAGGUUUGGCUGUUGGCUACACAGCAUUUAACGGAGUUGAUUUUGAGGGCACGAUCCACGUCAACACUGCCACAGAUGAUGACUAUGUGGGCUUCAUCUUUGGAUAUCAGGACUCUUCCAGCUUCUAUGUUGUCAUGUGGAAACAGACAGAACAGACAUACUGGCAGAAUUUUCCAUUCAAAGCCUCAGCACAGCCUGGACUACAGCUCAAGGCGGUAAAGUCCCGUACAGGCCCUGGUGAGUAUCUGCGUAAUGCGCUGUGGCACACAGGUGACACACCUGGGGAAGUUACUUUGCUUUGGAAAGACCCAAGAAAUGUGGGAUGGAAGGACAGAACAUCCUAUCGCUGGCACCUCGCUCACCGUCCACAAGUGGGCUACAUUAGGUUAAAAUUGUUUGAGGGUACGACGCUGGUGGCAGAUUCGGGUGUGGUUAUAGACACCACUAUGAGAGGCGGCCGGUUAGGUGUCUUCUGCUUCUCUCAGGAGAACGUCAUAUGGUCUAAUCUCGGAUAUCGAUGCAACGAUUUCAUACCAGAUGAUUUUGUACUCUACCAGAAGCAGAUGAAUCUGAGGACAUAAGUUGGGCUCACCAUCCCUCUUAGUUUGUGUUUGUAUAUUUGUGUGCUUGUGUGUGUGCUUGUUGAGAGGAGUAAGAUUUUUAUCCUGUGAACGAUUUAAAAGUACAUUUUGGUGCUGACAAACAAAAUUGUACAAUAUGCUGGCCAGGUUUUUAUUGUGUAUUAAUAAUGUGUUUUAAUAUGAAUAUUUCAAUGUGGCAUAAACUUUUUCUUUGCUAUACAAGAAUCAACAACAAAAAUAAAUAUGUUGAUGAUUUCCUUGAUUCAUUCCUUUAAAUUACCUAUGUGUGAUUCCCAACAGGUCCUGUGCAUUUUAAACAUUUAUAAACCAAAUGUAAAUACAGUAAUUAUAUACUGUAUUUAUUAGUUUUUGUUUCACAUCCUCUCCACUAUGCAUAUGAACUGACACCAUUUUUAAGGACUGCCCCAGCAGCUGUGAACCUGGAGCGUUAUGCGUAUUAUUGUUAAUUUUUAAUAUUAUAGUAUUAUUAUUUUGAUGUUGGUCAUAUGUUGGUCAAUAUGUUGAUGUUUGUUUAUAUUGGUGUUGAUUUUUGAAGGA
Paramisgurnus dabryanus is the source of this 3603-nucleotide messenger RNA. It is a transcript of the gene thbs3b, whose product is annotated as thrombospondin 3b. Lineage: Eukaryota; Metazoa; Chordata; Actinopteri; Cypriniformes; Cobitidae. Gene Ontology annotation, molecular function: calcium ion binding. Gene Ontology annotation, biological process: cell adhesion. The record is from RefSeq and is a predicted model, not a curated record. Gene Ontology annotation, cellular component: extracellular region.